Messenger RNA from Protopolystoma xenopodis, 828 nucleotides. Lineage: Eukaryota; Metazoa; Platyhelminthes; Monogenea; Polystomatidea; Polystomatidae. The record is from the annotation of a GenBank genome assembly.
AUGAAACAAAAGACUCCUCGAAUCCCCCGUCGUCUUCUGGUGGAACCGACAUUCGAAUCUCUUCAACCAACACUUUUACUCGAAAAGGAAGUAAACUCAAAAAUUAUCAAACAAGAGAUUCCACGAAUGCGCCGUCGUCUUCUGGUGGAACCGACAUUCGAAUCUAUUCACCCAACACUUUUACUCGAAAAGGAAGUAAACUCAAAAAUUAUUAAACAAGAGAUUCCUCGAAUGCGCCGUCGUCGUCUGGUGGAACCGACAUUCGAAUCUCUUCACCCAACAAUUUUACUCGAAAUGGAAGAAAGCACAACAAUUAUGAAACAAAGGAUUCCUCGAAUCCCCUGUCGUCUUCUGGUGGAACAGACAUUCGAAUCUCUUCAACCAACACUUUUACUCGAAAUGGAAGUAAGCUCGAAAAUUAUCAAACAAGAGAUUCCUCGAAUCCGCCGUCGUCUUCUGGUGGAACCGACAUUCGAAUCUCUUCUAUCAACACUUUUACUCGAAAUGGAAGUAAGCACAACAAUUAUGAAAGAAAAGAUUCCUCGAAUCCCCCGUCGUCUUCUGGUGGAACCGACAUUCGAAGCUCUUCACCCAACACUUUUACUCGAAAUGGAAUUAAACUCAAAAAUUAUCAAACAAGAGAUUCCUCGAAUCCGCCGUCGUAUUCUGGUGGAACCGACAUUCGAAUCUCUUCUCUCAACACUUUUACUCGAAAUGGAAGUAAGCAAAACAAUUAUGAAACAAAAGAUUCCUCGAAUCCCCCGUCGUCUUCUGGUUGAACGACAUUCGAAACUCUUCAACCAACACUUUUACUCGAAAUGGAAGUAA